AUGGCUACAACUAAUAGAGGAGUGAACGAUGCCGUGUCCUUCACUCCGAGCCCCCUCGAUCUUCGUCCGAUGACCGCGGAUUCAAGUGGCCAUCUCUCACCAUCUUCGAUCGAUAUUCCCUCUCCUCGAUCGAACAAUGGUCCUCUACCUCUCCCAUCAUUCGUAUUCCCAGCGAAACCGUCAUCUUCAGCACCUUCCUCAUACUCAAGAGCCUCUGGCAGACGUCCUGUAUCUGCCAUCGAGGUCAAAGGUGGACUCGACAAGUUAAGCGGAGAACGCGAUGCACUUCGAACACCAGAGUUGCCUGCGUUCUCGUUUGGUUCCUCAUCUACCAGUCCUCCCACCUCUCCACGAUCUCGAAAUAUCCCUUCAAGACCAGGAUCACAUCAGAGAAGCACCAGCGAAUUCAUUGGCGGAGAUGGAUUGCCAGGCAGUAGAAAUGCUCCAAUGUCUUCAUCACCAACGAAAGGCGAUGGUGCUCUACCAAGACCCCCAGGCUUUGGCCCUCCAGCGGGUCGAAGAGGCCACAAGCACGUUCGAUCCGCCGCCAUCUCUCAUGCCGAUAUCUCAAAGAUCUUGCUGCCACCUACGAGUCCGACCAUCAUACGAGGAACUUCUGCCCCGUGUUCACCAGCAGUAGACCGUGACCUGCAGGACUCUCCAUUUCCAGGCUCGUUCGAUCCAUCCAAGCCACAAACCGUUUCCGAACCGACUUCUGGUGAUAUUGAAAGUCCAAAGGAACCCUUGAGAGCGCUCAGUCGUGCAAGAGUUGGAUUCUCCGAUGCCCUUGAAUUUAUUCCUCGUCCUUUAUCAGUAGUUUCAUCCGACAGCGCUUCCACUGUGAGGCAAGGCCAUUCCGUGUCCAACAGCAUUUCCUCUGUGAUCUCAACUGGUGCAUCCUCGCCUCUGUCAAAAGAAAAACGUGGCAUUCCCCAAUCAACACGGAAUCCGACCGAUACUCGCCCACGAACAGCAGAGCCAGUUUUAGAUCAUGACCGCACGCAACAUCACGGCGAACCAAAACGCCGUAAUUCUAUUCCUCUGUUAAUGGAGGCAGCAGCUGCUUCCGUCUCUGCCCCAUCUACCCCUAGAUCAGUAAAGAAAUGGACAUUCUUUGGCCAUGAGACAAAUUCGGGCGAUUCUUCGCCCAAAUCCCCGCCAACCAGUGCUGAACCGGCCGGCAAGGAAGCCAAUACACCUGCCGAAGAAUUCCACGACGAGCCUGAACUCACAGCAGCAGAUGAACCACUACCUUCGAUCGAGCCAACAAGCUCGAGACGUUCCUCCAUCUCCCGCAAACCUAGUAAGAAGCAGAAGAGAGUCAGGACAUGGGCAGGAUCGAUACUUGGCCGUAAAUCCCGACAGCGAAGCCAGAAGCCAAAACUAAGUCGUAGAUCACCCACUCCACCACAUAGAUCAUAUCCUCCGGUCGACGAAAUUUCAAGAGAUCCUUUCACCUACCCAUCAGAAACACAAGCAUUAAGGGUUGAGACGGACAACAGUAUAUCAUCUUGGAAACCACGAAAACUUCCCCCACAGGAAGAUGACUCCAUGAGCCCAAUGAUCGAUCUGGACGCAGCUCUAGGACCAUUCAAUACACCAUCGGGUUUCGGUGACGACUGGGAGAUCUCACAGAAAACAGGACCUAAGAAGAGAGCUAUGCAUAGUGCUGCUGGAUUGGGAGGAUUCACAGGCCCUGGCAUGCACUAUCAUAGGCGUGCGGAGAGCGCACCUGAAUUCGAGAACCCUCGUCCUCGAUUUGGUUUGCACCGCCUGGGAAGUAGCUCUACAAUGGCCAUGGAAGACGUUUCGGAAGAAGAUGAGGAUGACUGGGAAGACGCGAAACCAUCCUCUGAUAAAGAAGAUGCCAGUACUGCUGGAGACGAUGAAAUCAAGACUGGAUUGGGCAUUGAUAUCAAGGUUGAGGACGCCGAGGACCAAGAGUCUGACAGGGAAAUUGAUAGUGCAUUGAACAGAGGAGUGAAGCGUAAAGGCAGCUCUUUGAGCGAAGGUGACCGUCGAACGGUUGGCACGGCCAAGUCAGAACACUCUGCCACUUCUCUGUACGAUGAACCUAUCAUGGAGGAGCCAGCAAAACCCAUCGAGAUUGUUGACGAUUCAACCUCCUCCAGGCCGGACUCCAGAGCACAUUCUUCCGAUUCUACCGCAACACCCCCCUUCAGACCACGAUCUGGCAAGGAAUUGGCUCCUGUGGAUAUUCAACCGUUUUCACAACCAUUUUCUUUGCAGCCAAAUUAUCUUACGCCGACAAGCCCUCGAUCUACAACUCAGUCAUCAUUUCCUUCGCCACGAUCUCCAUUCUCUUACGACGCACAACGAAUCUCUACCGCCCCGUCUUCUGUCACCGACGAACAUGGCUUUCAAUCUUUGCUACUUGGUGAGCCUGGUCCAGAGCUGAGACAUUCUGUUGAUGAGGCUCCUUCUCUUACUAGUAGCAACUCGACAACGACCAGAGAAAGUGGUCACCCAAGUGCUGGGAACCCUCAAUUUCGUGAUGGUCAGAGAUCCGCUUCUUUGUCUUCGGCAGCAAUUUCACGUAAACGAUCGAGUAUGGCCAGCUUAUCGCGACUUAUCAGCAGCUCCCAUGGCGAAAAAAGCAAACUUUCUAUUGAAUCUCGUGCUCCUGCUGCCACCGAGACCGAGAAGAAGGAGAAAAGCAAGAGUAAGCGUAUCAGCCGCCUGAUGCAGUUUUGGAAGCCCAACAAAGAAGCAACUGCUUGA
Messenger RNA from Glarea lozoyensis ATCC 20868, 2742 nucleotides. RefSeq lists its product as uncharacterized. The record is from RefSeq and is a predicted model, not a curated record. NCBI's taxonomy places the organism in Eukaryota, Fungi, Ascomycota, Leotiomycetes, Helotiales, Helotiaceae. The coding region runs from base 1 to 2742 and encodes 913 amino acids. The transcript has a single exon.